AUGCAGCACAAUUUCAAUGGAAUUUUUGAUCCACCCUUAAUGGAGAACCCACAGAGCCGUUGUCACAGGCGUCAGUGUACACAGAAAUCGGCAUCGGCACCGAUGGUGUCACAAAGUCAACCUCGCUUAUGGGUCGCCUGGUCAUCAGUGGUAGCAUUAUUGAUUGUCUUGACAUACAUCUCAAGACCUGAUAUCUAUGUGUGGGGAUCGAUUGUGCCUCUUCAAUCUCAUCACAGUGCUCUGGGGAAGGCCGAUAUCCGCCCUCUAAUCACGCUUCACCCCGAGGACCACGUGUAUCGCCAACCCACUACGCAGUAUCUGAAUUGGCAUGUCACGACGGAUGUCCGCAGACUGGACGGUGUUCUCAAGCAGAUUUACCUGAUCAAUGACUUGUUUCCAGGUCCUACUAUUGAAGCGCGCUCUGGUGAUGCCUUGGUCAUCACAGUCACCAAUGCCUUGGAUGAGAAGUCAAUUUCAUUCCAUUGGCACGGUCUCCAUGUUGCCAAUGCCAUGGAUGGAGCAACAGGAAUUUCACAGUGUGGCAUCCCACCUCAUGGUCAGUUCAUCUACAAUUUCACGAUCCCCGCAGAUCAGAGUGGUACAUUCUGGUACCAUUCACAUGCCGGUGUUUCGCGUGCAGAUGGUCUGUAUGGUGGUCUUGUGGUCCAUGCCCCCGCCUUUCAUUCGAGUGUGAGGGGUCUCCUGCCUCGGUUUAAAAGCGAUGCCCAUCGUUAUGGCUAUGACAAAGAAAUCCUUCUUCUCGUUGGUGACUGGUACCAUUGGCCCGCCAAGGACAUCCUAGCAUGGUACAUGACUCCAGCCAACAUCGGCUUGGAUCCAGUACCAGACUCAUUCCUUAUCAAUGGAGUUGGAAGUUUCAAUUGUUCAGGUGCAACCAUUGCACGCCCGGUGGAUUGCAUAGAGCAGCCAAUCGACACUUCGUUCCUGAAAAUAGAAUCUGACACUGCCUAUCGAAUUCGCGUGGUGAAUACAGGAUCUCUGGCAGGAUUGAGUCUUGUGUUCGACAAAGAACAGCUGAACCUCAUCCAAGUGGACAGUGUUGACGUGGACCCCCUGCGACAGCACAAUGUAAACUCGGUUGGCACUCUAUAUCCAGGCCAACGAAUUGACUUCAUUCUGAGUCCAUCUGCGCAAUCCACUAGAUCAUCCAUGAUGGUUCAACUAGACCAAGAAUACUUCAGAUUCAUGAACCCAUCUCUCGAUCCAGAUCAAAUAUUUCCCCUCAACUUCAUACCGCAAGCAGAUUCUCCCCCAAUCCGCCCACCCGAAAUCCGAAACCAGGUCGACAUAAACAGCAUACCGUCUGCUCCAUCAGCCAUUCAAUUCCUUGCACCAAAGGUCGACCAGACAUACGUCGUAUACACGAAAAUCCAAAAGCUAUCUUUCAAUCACAACAUUCCUUUCGGCAUUUUCAACAAAACUACCUGGAGUCCCCAGCAAGACCCUCCCAUCCAACUAAUCGGUCUCCCGCGCACGGAGUGGGACAAGAAUCAAUUUACAAUCACGACGGGACCAGAUCCCGUUUGGGUCGAAAUUGUCGUGAAUAAUCUCGACGAUGGCGGUCAUCCGUUCCAUAUGCAUGGACAUAGUUUCUAUAUCAUGACUGUGCAAAAGAGUGCCUAUGGGUGGGGCUCAUAUAACCCAUUCGAGGAUCCGUAUCCUCCUGGUCUGGAGCCUGAGCCGGAGUUGGGGAGAAAAGAGGGAGCGGAGAAAGCCAUUCCGGACAUGAGUGAUUUUCAUCCCUACAAAUUAUCUAGCGUUGCUCUGCGUGAUACGGUUUAUAUCCCCAGGCGCGGAUAUGCAGUUUUGCGUCUCCGGGCAGAUAACCCAGGCGUAUGGCUUUUUCAUUGUCACAUGCCUUGGCACUUUGCGACGGGGACAGCGAUGUUGAUUGAUGUUCAGGGAGACUCGAGGGGUGAAGUUGCGCAUGAUGCUUCUCUGUUCGAGGGGGUGGGAGCGUGUCCCGGACUAGAUAUCUAG
Penicillium longicatenatum is the source of this 2001-nucleotide messenger RNA. Its product is annotated as multicopper oxidase-domain-containing protein. Gene Ontology annotation, molecular function: copper ion binding; oxidoreductase activity. The record is from RefSeq and is a predicted model, not a curated record. Bases 1 to 2001 code for a protein of 666 amino acids. NCBI's taxonomy places the organism in Eukaryota, Fungi, Ascomycota, Eurotiomycetes, Eurotiales, Aspergillaceae. The transcript is spliced from 6 exons.